AUGGCCGUCUUGCACCACAAGCCGUCGAGGCGUGGAGGUCAUCGUCCUCAACUCUGGAUAGACCCAAAUCCAUCUGCCGCAGAGAAAUCCCUCCCAACACCUACUUCUUCUGCAUCUGCUGACCUGGAAGCAAGUCUGGCGGCUCCUGACACCGCAACUCCGACGUCUUCCACGGAGCUCUUCUACGUAUUAUGCUUGUUUGACUACGACGCGGAAGACAGCGACCAGCUGUCCUUCCGAAGAAAUGACAUAUUGGACGUCGUCAAGAGAGAGGAUACGGGCUGGUGGGCUGCCAUCCGUUUAGACGACAACAGAGUCGGCUGGAUCCCAAGCGCAUUUGUCCGCCCUAUCUCUGACGCCUAUGCUGAAAAGCUGAAGAAGGCUGGAAACAAUGUCGCCGUCUAUCACGACGAUGCUGACAGACUCUAUGGGUCCCCAGAGCCGCUCACGGACCCCUUCGUGGUCGGUACUGAAGCAGAACACCGCGGGUAUGACUGGAUGCCAUUGGUCAAUGGGGACAAGGUUCCUAUCAUGCAGCUAGGAGCGGAACCUAGCCCUCCUGGCGUGGCUAACAUAUUCAGCCCUCUUGUUCCACCCCAUGAAGGGAUCGAUGCCAAUUUCCUCGAUGUAGAGUCAGAGCUCUCUCCGACAGAGGCUCUUCUGUCGCGCAAGGGUUCUCGUUCACGUCCGCCGCCCCUCUUGUCUCCCGUGCUCCCCUCAUUCCCUAUGCAGGUCCAGUCCCCCUCAGCCAUGGAGGGACCCACAUCUGCAACAGACCAAACGCCAUCAUCCGAACAUCAGCGUACCCGCUCUGAGUCCGCGAAACCUGUGGCCAUGCGACAUCUGCGCCGCAGGCCUCUGUUGAUCGACGACCAGUCGUCGUUGACCCGUCUGACGACUCUUUUCGAAGCGCAGAAUGUCGAGGAGCUUGACCAUCUUAUCGCGAGUCCCGUCGUUGCCGAGAGCUUCGAUGCUUUCACGCGCACGAACAAGAUGCCCGUCCCCCGUACAGAUAAGAUUCGCCAGAUCACCGGCGACGACGAGGCCCAGGCUUUCCAUGAUGCCAAACUCUCCGAGGGUAUCUGGUACUUGCGGCCAAUGUACAGUGGCGAGCACGAGAUCCAGAUCCUAUCUGACGGAAGUGUAUCGGCGGGAACGCUGCGGGCACUGGUGGAGCGGUUGACCGUAGAUUUCCCCAAACCAAUCCAAGAGACGAGGUAUCGCCAAGCCUUUUUGACGACCUACAAGUCCUUCGCUAGCGCCGAGGAGGUCCUCGACCUCCUAAUCGCGCAGUUCAGCGUCACUCAUCCCAGUACACUCACUUUCAAGGAGCUUGAGCAGUGGAAGGAGAAGAAGCUGAAGCCUACGCGUCGCCGUGUCCUGACCGUCCUCCAAGUCUGGAGCGAGCAGUUUGGACUGCUUGUCGACGACCCCCACCUCGCCCGCCGUGUCGUCGAUUUCGUUUCCUCCAUCACGUCCCCUCCUCCACUUGCUGCCAUCGCGCGCGACGUUCUCAAGUCGCUUGAACGAUAUAUAUCUGUCAUUCCUCCGACGCCUGUUUCAGCUGCCGCCAAGCGGUCUAAGAAAGGAAAGGAUGCCAAGGGAGAGCUGUUGCGCAUGGACCCGCUCUUCUUCGCGGAGCACCUGUGCAUGUAUGAGCAGCGGCAGUACUCAAAAGUCCGGCCGCAAGAGUGCAUGAGCUGGGUAAAGUCGCAGACCGGGAACGGCGUGAAGAACCUCGUGGCCUUCAAUGCGUUCCACGACAAGCUCGGCUCCUGGGUCAAGAUGAGCAUCCUGAAUAUGGAGGGACUGGGCAAGCGGGCGGAGACGAUCGACUUGUGGAUCAAGGUGGCGGAGAAAUGCAAAUCUCUCCACAACUACGCGUCUAUGCACGCCAUCGUGACCGCGCUGUCAAGCCCAGUCGUGAACCGCCUGCAUCUCACCUGGGCGCACGUCAACAAGCGGGCGCAGCUCGAGCAGCUCGCCAAGUACCACGAGGCGGCGGGCAACUUCUCCGCGUACCGCCUCUUCCAGCGGUCCGUCGAGGGUCCCUGCAUCCCUUAUAUCGGCAUGUACCUCACGGACAUGCAGCUCGCGAACGAGCAGUACCAGGACACCGUCCUCGUCUCGCCCGCGUCGUCGCCGCUGGGGACGACGGCGUCGCUCAUCCACUUCGCGAAGCGCGAGAAGUGGUGGGAGGCGAUCGACGCGAUGCUCCGCCAUCAGCACAAGCCGUACGCGUUCGCGGAGGACGCGGCGACGAUGAUGUUCAUCGACGCGAACGCGACGCUCGCCGGGGAGAAGGAUCAGAGCUCGUUCUGGGUGAAGAGCCAGGAGAUUCAGCAGGCUGAAAUGCAACACGCGGACAUCCGCAAGGGGCUCGAGCUUGCAGGGUUUUGAGCACGCUCGAUGCGUGCUGGGUAGGGUUUCGUCGUUCGUUCUUGGGAUCUAUUUAUUGGUAUUCGCUUUUUGCCGUUAUCGUUAUUGCUUCGUCGUAUAUGCUACUGCUGCUAACGGGCUGGUGCCCUGCGUCACUCAUUGUACAACUCCUCAUUCAUUACAGGCUUCCACUUGUUAUCGUUGGUUAAUCCUUGUAUGCUUUACUCACGUAAUUCCUGCGGACAGCGGAUCCCACGGUCCUUCGGUACUACAUCUUGUAAUGGUCGUCGGUCUCUCGCCUGUCAUUCUUCAGUUUGAUAAUCGAGUGUUUU
Molecule: messenger RNA, 2711 nt
Organism: Dichomitus squalens LYAD-421 SS1
Lineage: Eukaryota; Fungi; Basidiomycota; Agaricomycetes; Polyporales; Polyporaceae
Product: ras GEF
Exons: 7
Coding region: 1-2400 (799 amino acids)
Biological process (GO): positive regulation of GTPase activity; Ras protein signal transduction
Cellular component (GO): plasma membrane
Molecular function (GO): protein binding; guanyl-nucleotide exchange factor activity
Source: RefSeq, a predicted model, not a curated record